AUGAACGGCCACUUUGCUGCUGUCGGUGACGAGCCGGACGCUCAGAACUACGAGCAUGGCAUCCAAGUCAUUGACGACCAGAAAGACUUCAAUGUCGCGGUCAACCAGUAUUUGCAAAAAGUCCACGUCGCCGAGGCGGGGUUUAACUAUCACCUCAUCUCCGUCUUCGGAUCCCAGUCCACCGGCAAGUCGACGCUGCUGAACAACCUAUUUGGUACCGACUUCUCCGUCAUGUCAGAAACGAUGCGACAACAAACCACCAAGGGUAUUUGGAUGUCCAAGAACAAAAAGGAGUCGGCGGGCAUGGCGGAGAACAUCCUUGUCAUGGACGUUGAGGGUACCGACGGCCGCGAGCGCGGCGAGGAUCAAGAUUUCGAGAGGAAGAGCGCCCUGUUUGCCCUGGCUACGAGUGAGGUUCUCAUCGUCAACCUCUGGGAGACACAGGUCGGUCUGUACAACGGUGCCAACAUGGGUCUUCUGAAGACCGUCUUCGAGGUCAACCUGCAGCUCUUCCUCAAGGACAAGCAGUCGAGCCUCAGAUCCCUGCUCUUCUUCGUCAUUCGAGACCACCUUGGCACCACGCCCCUCGCGAACCUGCGCAACACUCUGAUCCAGGACCUGACCAAGAUCUGGACGUCCAUUUCCAAGCCCCAGGGCCUCGAGAACUCGCGCAUCGAGGACUACUUCGACUUCGCCUUCGCCGCCCUCCCCCACAAGAUCCUCCAAGCCGAUAAGUUCACGACGGAGAUCCAGAACCUGGGGAAGAGGUUCGUUGCGGGGCAUCGUUCGGGUGGAUCCACCAGUCAGGAGUUCGAGGGCGGUGUGUUCCUGCCAGAGUACCACCGCCGCAUCCCCGCAGAUGGAUUUUCGAUUUACGCCGAGGGCAUCUGGGACCAGAUUGUCAACAACAAGGAUCUCGAUCUGCCGACGCAGCAAGAGUUGCUUGCUCAGUUUCGUUGCGAUGAGAUUUCCCGCGAGGUGUUGAUCGGUUUCGACCAAGCCGUCGUGCCGUUGGAGGAGAAGCAGACCGAAUCCGCCCGAGCCGGGAAGCCUGCGGUUCUAUCAGAGCUUGGUGUUACUGGACGCGAAUCCCGCGAGAAGUGCUUGAAGGCUUUCGAAAUCCAAGCUAGCCGAUACCAUAAGGGUGUGUACACGCGCAAGCGCCAGGACCUCGAGGGCAAGAUCGACGCCAGGCUUAAGACGCUUUACAACGCACAGCUGUCCGCUGCGCACAAGUCCGGUAUCACGUCCUUCAGCGAUGCAGUGUCCGGUGCUGUCAAGGCUGGUCAGAAGUCCGGCGCCGCCUACGAGUUCGCCGAGAUCGUCGCCGAGGAGAAGAAGAAAACCCUUGAACUUUUCAAGACCGAAGCUGAGAGCCUUGCGAUUCCGGGCGUGGCGUGGUCGAACUUCAAGUCGCAGUACGUGCUGUUCGAGAAGGAACUCGACGAUGUAAGCGGCAAGCUGCGCAAAGAGGAGAUGCGUCGGUUGGCUACGAGAGUAGAGCGAUGGGUCAAGUCUCGAUUGGGUGAUGCCAUUGGGCUCGAAUUCAACAAGUUGGGCUCCGGCAGGGCUGGAUCGGGUGCGCCUGAGACGGGUGACAAGCCCUCAGAGAAGGACCUCUGGGACCGUAUCUGGACUGUCUUCGUCGAUAUCGUCAAGGAUGCUCAGAGCAGGUUUACCGACCGUGCCAAGAGCUUCGAGGCUACCCAGGAGGAGGUUGACAUUGGUCUCUGGCGCCUCAGGCGCAAGAGCUGGGUUGCCCUUCGCGAGAAGAUUGAAGAGGAGGUGAUGGAGGGCAACAUUCUGUUGAAGUUGAGGGAAAACUUUGAGGACAAGUUCAGAUAUGAUGAGGCGGGCGUGCCCAGGAUAUGGCGACCUACCGACGAUAUCGAGGGCAUUUACACAAAGGCGCGCGAGUCUACACUGACUCUCAUCCCUCUGUUAUCGAAGUUCAAGCUGUCAGAGAGUCUCAGCCCUCCCGACUUGCCGUCUUGGAUCGGUGGACAGCCGCGCGGUGUCGAGGCCAGCGAUGAGGAGGAUCUUACUCCGAUUGGCGGCGUUGAUGAAGAGGACGGCAAGAGUCUCGAGGAGGAGAUGACGGUCCUUAGCGAGAGCAAGCGCCAAGACCUUGUCAUCAGAUUCAAGAAGACCGCGGAUGGCGUUUACGUCGAGGCCAAGCGCAGCGCCAUUGGCGGUGUUGCUCAAGUGCCCCUGUACUUUUAUGCCCUGCUCGUUGCCUUGGGAUGGAACGAGAUCGUUGCUGUCCUGCGCAACCCGUUCCUCUUCAUUUUCCUCAUCUUGUUGGCUGGAGGCACUUACGUCGCCUACACGCUGAACAUGCUCGGUCCUAUGUACCAGAUGGCCAAUGCGGCGGCCAACCAAGGUGUCGAGAUUGGCAAGCAGAAGUUGCGGGAGUUCAUUGAGAACUCGGACACAGCCCGCCAGGCGCUGGCCAUGCCCUCCCGACAAGACAGCUCCAUCAGCAUGGAUACGCUGGACAGUCGAGGCAAGAAGAAGGCCUCGGAAGACGAUAUUGAUGACAUUUAG
Colletotrichum karsti is the source of this 2547-nucleotide messenger RNA. Its product is annotated as GTP-binding protein sey1. Gene Ontology annotation, molecular function: GTP binding; GTPase activity. Lineage: Eukaryota; Fungi; Ascomycota; Sordariomycetes; Glomerellales; Glomerellaceae. The record is from RefSeq and is a predicted model, not a curated record. The transcript has 4 exons. The coding region runs from base 1 to 2547 and encodes 848 amino acids. Gene Ontology annotation, cellular component: endoplasmic reticulum. Gene Ontology annotation, biological process: endoplasmic reticulum membrane fusion.